Molecule: messenger RNA, 1101 nt
Organism: Asparagus officinalis (garden asparagus)
Lineage: Eukaryota; Viridiplantae; Streptophyta; Magnoliopsida; Asparagales; Asparagaceae
Product: myosin heavy chain, striated muscle-like
Exons: 1
Coding region: 160-1101 (313 amino acids)
Source: RefSeq, a predicted model, not a curated record
AGAAAUCUUGGACCAAGGCCCUAGAUAGCCUACAAGAUCCUCAACCGUCCAAUCCUUGUCCUUUUCUUGGUUUUUAAAGCGCCUUUUCCCACCGCCACCUUUCUCAUUUCUCGACUCCUUUCUUUCCCCCAAAAAUCCCAACAAAAUUUCCCCAAAUAAAUGGAUUCCAAGGAUCUCAAAGCCGCCGACGGGACGCUAACCCUUGACGGCGAUCAUGAACGGAAGCAGGAUCAAGAAUGGAACGAUUCCGAUGAUGAUCUCGAGACCCCGAACGGAUCCGAGGGAUCCGGCGACGACGCCUCGAUCAAGAUCCUCCACCAAGAGAUCCAAGUCCUGCGCCGCGAUCGAUCGGAGAUCCAGCGCCGCCUCGACGAGGUUCUCGCCGAGAUGGAGAAGUCGGAGGUCGGAAGUAAGGCGCUCGCCGCCCACGCGUCGUACCUCGAAGGCGAGCUCACUCGCACGAAAGAGGAUCUCUCUUCGGCGUCUUUGGUGGCUGAGGAGGCGGAGAUCGAGGUGAAUAGGCUUCGAUCGGAGGUCAAGAAUCUUGAGGCGAAGGUUGUGGAUCUUGAUGCGGAGAGGGAGAGUAAGGAGACGGAGGUUAGGGAUUUGAAGGAGGAGGUCAAGGUUUCUGAUGAGAGGAGAGCGAUAGCAGAAAGAGAUUUGAAGGAGAGAAGGUCGGAGCUGGAGGUGAGGAUUGACGAGCUUGUGAGUAAAGGUCGAGAAGCGAUGGAGGAGGCCAUUAAGAUUAGGGUUUCGAGGGAGCAUGAGCUGGAAAAGGUUGUUAAAGUGAUGAAGGAGAGGAAUUCAGAGCUCGAGCAGAAUUUGGCUGGUGAGAAGACUGGGACAGAGGAGGAGUUGGAGAAGACCGUCGAGGAGCUGAAGAAGAGGAAUUCUGAACUCCAAGAAAAGAUUGAUGAGAUUUCGUCAAAGGCGAAGAAUUUGAAUAGUGAAAAGAGUAGUAAUACGGAGAUUCUAGCAGAUGCAGAUGCUUCAAAGAUUUCAUGGGCAAUGGUGGCGGCAGCAGCAGCAUCAGCAGCAUCAACUGGAACUGUUGCUGUUGCUCUGACUGCAUUCUAUCUCCGCAAUGCAAAGCAGAGGUAA